AUGGCCUCCGGAGUCCCAGGUACCGCUAUGUAAGUUCUCAUCACAAUUUUCAAAAUCCCAGGCGCAUCACUGCCAUCUCAACCCCACCAACUUUAUCGCGGCGAAGGCGAAUAUACCACAUCCUCAAUUUCGCCCUCUUGAGCCACUCUGACUGAUUGGAAAUAGCUCAAAGCGCCGCAAGUUCGUUGCCGAUGGCAAGUUUUUCUGAUUCCGCUAUCAAUCCGACCGAAAUCUAAUAUCGUCCAGGUGUCUUCUAUGCUGAGUUGAACGAGUUCUUCCAGCGUGAGUUGGCUGAGGAGGGAUACUCAGGAGUUGAAGUCAGAGUCACACCAACUGUACGAUUCCCGAAAUCCACUCUGCGACUUGAAAUAUCAUACUAACUCGCAGAAAGGUCACCGACAUCAUCAUCCGAGCCACACACACACAAGAGGUUUUGGGCGAGCAGGGACGACGCAUCCGCGAGUUGACCUCCCUCAUCCAAAAGCGAUUCAAAUUCCCAGAAAACUCCGUCUCCCUAUACGCCGCAAAGGUCCAAAACCGUGGUCUCUCCGCCGUCGCACAAUGCGAGUCUCUCCGAUACAAGCUCCUCAACGGUCUUGCCGUCCGAAGAGCAUGCUAUGGUGUUCUCCGAUUCAUCAUGGAGUCUGGUGCUAAGGGAUGUGAGGUGGUCGUUUCCGGAAAAUUACGUGCUGCUCGUGCCAAGUCCAUGAAGUUCACUGAUGGCUUCAUGAUUCACUCUGGUCAGCCAGCAAAGGAUUUCAUCGAUUCAGCAACCCGUCACGUUCUCCUUAGACAGGGUGUCCUCGGUAUCAAGGUCAAGAUCAUGAGAGGAUCAGACCCAGAGGGCAAGAACGGACCAACCAAGACUCUGCCAGACAGUGUUACGGUUAUUGAGCCAAAGGAGGAGCAAAGUGUUGUUCAACCAAUGAGCCAGGAUUACGGUGCAAAGGCCGCCGCUGCACAGGCAGCUGCUGAGGCACAACGUAGUGCCGAGCAAGGUGGUGAGGAGGGCGCCGUGGCUGAGGAAUAG
This is a messenger RNA of Hymenoscyphus albidus, 1030 nucleotides long. The record is from the annotation of a GenBank genome assembly. Lineage: Eukaryota; Fungi; Ascomycota; Leotiomycetes; Helotiales; Helotiaceae.